Molecule: messenger RNA, 3765 nt
Organism: Homo sapiens (human)
Lineage: Eukaryota; Metazoa; Chordata; Mammalia; Primates; Hominidae
Gene: CCDC192
Product: coiled-coil domain containing 192
Exons: 6
Coding region: 568-1041 (157 amino acids)
Source: RefSeq, a predicted model, not a curated record
AAGCAAGCCUGGGCAAUGGCGGGCGCCCCUCCCCCAGCCUCGCUGCCGCCUUGCAGUUUGAUCUCAGACUGCUGUGCUAGCAGUCAGCGAGACUCCGUGGGCGUAGGACCCUCUGAGCCAGGUGCGAGAUAUAAUCUCGUGGUGCGCCGUUUUUUAAGCCGGUUGGAAAAGUGCGGUAUUCGGGUGGGAGUGACCCGAUUUUCCAGGUGCCGUUCGUCACCCCUUUCUUUGACUAGGAAAGGGAACUCCCUGACCCCUUGCGCUUCCCAAGUGAGGCAAUGCCUCGCCCUGCUUUGGGUCGCGUCGGUGUGCGCACCCACUGACCUGCGCCCACUGUCUGGCACUCCCUAGUGAGAUGAACCCGGUACCUCAGAUGGAAAUGCAGAAAUCACCCGUCUUCUGCGUCGCUCAGGCUGGGAGCUGUGGACCGGAGCUGUUCCUAUUCGGCCAUCUUGGCUCCUCGCAGUUCAUUGUUUGUGGGGUUAAUUGGAAGCAGCUGCAGCAGGAGUAUUCACAAGAAAACAGGACACACCCACAGCCAAGCUAUAGGAAGGUCAUCAUCCUAGCAUGUACAAGAAAGCGUCCCUGGAUACUGGACAGAUGGCGUUUACCUUGGCCCAACUUGAGUCCUUGGAGAUUUGCCUGAAAGAAGCAGAAGAAAAGGCUAAAGCUUUAUCUGAACAGCUUUCAGUCUCUGAAGGAACAAAAUCAAAACUGCUUGAACAAGUAUCCCGGCUGGAGGAAAAACUGGAGGCUGUGGACCACAAGGAAGCCAGUGGGGGACCAUAUGAAAAAAUGGUUCUUGUGAAAGACCAGUGCAUCCAGAAAUUGCAAGCUGAAGUAAAAGCUUCCCAGGAGCAACUUAUAGCCCAGAAACUAAAGCAUGAAAAGAAAGUGAAAAAACUACAGACUGAUUUGGCAACAGCUAAUGCCAUCACAGUUCUGGAACUCAAUGAGAAGAUAAAGACUCUAUAUGAAGGAAAGCCAGCCCCUAGAGACCUCUGUUUGCAAAUGAAAGAUGCUCCAGUCAUAACAGCUUAAGGAGAAAGGGUGAUUUACCGGCACAUGUAAACAAACCAAGAGAGAGCAUUGCACUAGCCUUGGAGUAAGAUGGAUUCCAGUCUAAAGUACCAUCAGGAAACACUGUGUCACUCAUCUCUGCUUCUCUCUAAAGAUGGAUUCCAGUCUAAAGUACCAUCAGGAAACGGUGUCACUCACCUCUGCUUCUCUCUGCAUUGAGACUUGAUUCUCUCAGGCUAGACUUCAGAAGAGAAUGGAAAUAUGGCCACAAGCAGCUAUGGGCUGCCCUCCUUAUCAUAUAAUCUCCAGGGAAGAAAGAAAGCAUUUUUCCACUAACUCUAGUUGGAAAGUGCAAGAAAGAACUCAGUCCUAGCUUAGGUUGGGUACCCAUCUGUGGAUAUGAACCAAUCUUUGUGGCCAGGGCUGAGGAAAUAAGGUUGAACAAACUGUGGUCAUGUCCCCACCACUGGGUGGCAGGGUAGAGGGAGUAAAUGUGGGGAAGGAGAAUGCUCCAGCUGGCAGCUCCUACGAAAAGCACAGAGCUGGAUUAGGAGAAAUCCACUUUCUUAAAGGAAUAUCUCAUUACUGGAAAGGAGUGAUAGGCAAAACCAAUAUCUCCUAGCCAGGCAUGGUGAUGCAUCCCUGUAAUCCCAGCUACUUGGGAGGCUGAGGCAUGAGAAUUGCUUGAACCUGGGAGGCAGAGGUUGCAGUGAGCUGAGAUCGUGCCACUGCACUCCAGUCUUGGUGAAAGAGCAAGACUCUGUCUCAAAAAAUAAAAUGAAAUUGCCUUGGCGAUGCGGGCUCUUUUUUGGUUCCAUAUGAACUUUAAAGUAGUUUUUUCCAAUUCUGUGAAGAAAGUCAUUGGUAGCUUGAUGGGGAUGGCAUUGAAUCUGUAAAUUACCUUGGGCAGUAUGGCCAUUUUCAUGAUAUUGAUUCUUCCUACCCAUGAGCAUGGAAUGUUCUUCCAUUUGUUUGUAUCCUCUUUUAUUUCCUUGAGCAGUGGUUUGUAGUUCUCCUUGAAGAGGUCCUUCACAUCCCUUGUAAGUAGGAUUCCUAGGUAUUUUAUUCUCUUUGAAGCAAUUGUGAAUGGGAGUUCACUCAUGAUUUGGCUCUCUGUUUGUCUGUUGUUGGUGUAUAAGAAUGCUUGUGAUUUUUGUACAUUGAUUUUGUAUCCUGAGACUUUGCUGAAGUUGCUUAUCAGCUUAAGGAGAUUUUGGGCUGAGACAAUGGGGUUUUCUAGAGCAAUCCUAAGCCAAAAGAACAAAGCUGGAGGCAUCACACUACCUGACUUCAAACUAUACUACAAGGCUACAGUAACCAAAACAGCAUGGUACUGGUACCAAAACAGAGAUAUAGAUCAAUGGAACAGAACAGAGCCCUCAGAAGUAACACCGCAUAUCUACAACUAUCUGAUCUUUGACAAACCUGAGAAAAACAAGCAAUGGGGAAAGGAUUCCCUAUUUAAUAAAUGGUGCUGGGAAAACUGGCUAGCCAUAUGUAGAAAGCUGAAACUGGAUCCCUUCCUUACACCUUAUACAAAAAUCAAUUCAAGAUGGAUUAAAGACUUAAACAUUAGACCUAAAACCAUAAAAACCCUAGAAGAAAACCUAGGCAUUACCAUUCAGGACAUAGGCACGGGCAAGGACUUCAUGUCUAAAACACCAAAAGCAAUGGCAACAAAAGACAAAAUUGACAAAUGGGAUCUAAUUAAACUAAAGAGCUUCUGCACAGCAAAAGAAACUACCAUCAGAGUGAACAGGCAACCUACAAAAUGGGAGAAAAUUUUCGCAACCUACUCAUCUGACAAAGGGCUAAUAUCCAGAAUCUACAAUGAACUCAAACAAAUUUACAAGAAAAAAACAAACAACCCCAUCAAAAAGUGGGCGAAGGACAUGAACAGACACUUCUCAAAAGAAGACAUUUAUGCAGCCAAAAAACACAUGAAAAAAUGCUCAUCAUCACUGGCCAUCAGAGAAAUGCAAAUCAAAACCACAAUGAGAUACCAUCUCACACCAGUUAGAAUGGCUAUCAUUAAAAAGUCAGGAAACAACAGGUGCUGGAGAGGAUGUGGAGAAAUAGGAACACAUUUACACUGUUGGUGGGACUGUAAACUAGUUCAACCAUUGUGGAAGUCAGUGUGGCGAUUCCUCAGGGAUCUAGAACUGGAAAUACCAUCCCAUUACUGGGUAUAUACCCAGCCAUCCCAUUACUGGGUAUAUACCCAAAGGACUAUAAAUCAUGCUGCUAUAAAGACACAUGCACACGUAUGUUUAUUGCGGCAUUAUUCACAAUAGCAAAGACUUGGAACCAACCCAAAUGUUCAACAAUGAUAGACUGGAUUAAGAAAAUGUGGCACAUAUACACCAUGGAAUACUAUGCAGCCAUAAAAAGUGAUGAGUUCAUGUCCUUUGUAGGGACAUGGAUGAAAUUGGAAACCAUCAUUCUCAGUAAACUAUCCCAAGAACAAAAAACCAAACACUGCAUAUUCUCACUCAUAGGUGGGAAUUGAACAAUGAGAUCACAUGGACACAGGAAGGGGAAUAUCACACUCUGGGGACUGUGGUGGGGUGGGGGGAGGGGGGAGGGAUAGCACUGGGAGAUAUACCUAAUGCUAGAUGACGAGUUAGUGGGUGCAGCGCACCAGCAUGGCACAUGUAUACAUAUGUAACUAACCUGCACAAUGUGCACAUGUACCCUAAAACUUAAAGUAUAAUAAAAUAAAUAAAUAAAUAAAAUGAAAAUAAA